AUGCAUCAAGGUCGUCUAAGACUGCGACCCUGGCUUGAGGAGCAGAUACAGUCUGGGAAAUACCCAGGGGUCACCUGGCGUGAUGAGACAGCUCAAGUUUUUCAGAUUCCUUGGAAGCAUGCGGCUCGACAUGGUUGGAAUAUAGAGAAGGACGCCACUUUGUUCCGAAACUGGGCGAUACACACAGGCAGAUACAAACCUGGGAUAGACAAGCCUGAUCCGAAGACAUGGAAAGCCAACUUCCGAUGUGCCCUGAACUCUUUACCCGAUGUGAAAGAGCUACAAGACAAGAGCAUCAAGAAGGGCAGUAAUGCUUUCAGGGUUUACAUGAUGCUGCCUUUUAUUAAAAUGACCAAACAAAGAAAAGGACUAAAGGAGUCAGAUGUUGCCAUAAAACAAAGUCUGAUCUCCCUCUCAGAAACUCACGCAGGUUCUUGUGCGCCACUGGAUAGAUUUGCAGAGGUUUUCCUGAAGUAUAGAGGUGGGCAGGCCAGUCACAGCCCUGGUAUAUUUCAUGUCAAUGACAAUUACCCUGCCUACAACACCAUAAAGGAUGAACAGUCACCAGAACAGUCCUACUCUCACCAGUCAUCCUUAACACCUGAAGUGCAUGAAAGAUCUGAUACUACCACUGACGACAAUGAGCAAGCAGAGGCUGUAUUCAAGAUAGUUGAUCACCUAAAAACCAUAGAGCACUGGAGCCAGUCUAAUGAGAACAGAAGCUGGAGGGCAGCAGCCACCGGCUGGGUGGACUGUUACUGUGAGGAUAUGGAUUACUUGGGGUAUCCCUUACAGACCGAUUGCUACACACAGAGUGCACAGCAAAGACCACUUCUAUAA
Salvelinus namaycush (lake trout) is the source of this 840-nucleotide messenger RNA. It is a transcript of the gene irf1a, whose product is annotated as interferon regulatory factor 1a. Gene Ontology annotation, cellular component: nucleus. Gene Ontology annotation, molecular function: RNA polymerase II cis-regulatory region sequence-specific DNA binding; DNA-binding transcription factor activity, RNA polymerase II-specific. The record is from RefSeq and is a predicted model, not a curated record. Bases 1 to 840 code for a protein of 279 amino acids. The transcript has 8 exons. Gene Ontology annotation, biological process: immune system process; regulation of transcription by RNA polymerase II. Lineage: Eukaryota; Metazoa; Chordata; Actinopteri; Salmoniformes; Salmonidae.